AUGGAUUCGAUCACUGCUUCAAAAACAAGACUGGAAUUUGCCAGAAUUUGUAUCGAAAUUGGUGCUACUGAUAUUUUCCCCAAACACGUUGAUGUAAUUCUCAAAGAUGGGGGAGCAAUUUAUGUUUCUGUUGAUGUUCCUUGGCUACCACCUAACUAUAGAAAUUAUGGAGUUUUUGGCCAUAUAGAGAAAAACUGCUUCGAAAAAUUAGAUACAGCACCGGUUGCAACAAAAGUUUGGAUAAAAAAGAGAACAUUAAAUGAAAAAUCAGAGGCACCAGCAUCAGGAAAUGAAACUUUGCCAGAACAGGAGAAAGUAGUUCUUAAGCUUCCAGUACUGCGAAACACAAACGAAGGUGGGCUAGAACGUGAUCCAGUGUUCACUGGAACUAAUUCAGUUCACGUUGCUACUGUUGCUGAGCAAAAUCAUAUCGACAGAGUGCUGGAAAACAUAAAUGUAAUUGUGAUAAGAAGUGGUCCAGUGCUCAUUGAAACAAAUUCAGUUCAUGUAGCCUCUGUAGCGAAGGGAAAUCACAACGAUGCAGGCCAAACAUUUCCAGAACUUGAGGACUUACAAGCAGAACACUCAUCUGCCCUUAAAGAUUCUGAUUGUGAGGAUGAGUCGAUUGCUCCUGAACAAUCAUACAAAACUGAUGCCUGCAAAGAAACACAACCAUCAUCCAAUUCUACACAUGGAAGAAGCAGACCAGUAAAGGACCACUCAAAAGCUAUCCUAGCUGGAUCAAGAAAUAAAUUUGACAUCCUUAAUUCAAUUGAAGAGAAUUCAUCCGUCCUAGAGGGUCAAGCCAGGAAAGUUCGUACUGAAUCUUUAGGUGUUGCUAGUCUGCUCAAUGAUCUUAAAAAGAAAAAGAAAUAUCACUUAGAUAAAGCAAUCAGUUCAAGAACAGGAGGUAAUGGGGGUGCUUCAAACUCUCCUACCUAA
Molecule: messenger RNA, 942 nt
Organism: Hibiscus syriacus
Lineage: Eukaryota; Viridiplantae; Streptophyta; Magnoliopsida; Malvales; Malvaceae
Exons: 2
Coding region: 1-942 (313 amino acids)
Source: RefSeq, a predicted model, not a curated record